AUGAUCAAUGUGUUGAAGCCAAAACCCAACCCGCAGCAGUUGCUACGAGAUUGGCAGCGUCGGAUCCGCCAAGAAUGCCGCAACAUCGAACGACAAAUCCGAGAUAUACAGAGAGAGGAGAAAAGUGUGCAGAAAGCAAUCAAAGAGGCUGCUAAAAGGAAUGACAUGGGUUCUGCUAAGGCACUUGCAAAAGAAAUAGUGAGAUCAAGGAACACAGUGAACCGACUCUAUGAAAACAAAGCACAGUUAAAUUCGGUAGCAAUGCAUCUUGGAGAGAGUGUUGCUAUUGCUCGAACUGUGGGACAUUUGUCGAAAAGUGCCGAAGUCAUGAAGCUUGUCAAUAACCUUAUGAAGGCUCCACAAAUGGCAGUCACCAUGCAAGAAUUUAGUAGAGAAAUGAUUAAGGCCGGUGUUAUUGAAGAGAUGGUUAAUGACGCUGUAGAUGAUGCACUCGACUCAGAAGACAUUGAGGAGGAAACUGAAGAAGAAAUCGAGAAGGUCCUGACCGCUAUAGCUGGCGAGACUGCUGCUCAGCUUCCGGAAGCUGCUAGGAAUGAGAAGCUAAAGCAGCCCGCCACAAGCGAAGAUGUCGAGGAGAAUAUCGACGAGGAGGAAGAGAUGGAAAAGAUCAGGGCCCGACUUGCGAGAGUGCGAUCGUGA
Messenger RNA from Striga hermonthica, 660 nucleotides. NCBI's taxonomy places the organism in Eukaryota, Viridiplantae, Streptophyta, Magnoliopsida, Lamiales, Orobanchaceae. The record is from the annotation of a GenBank genome assembly.